GCGGUGUACAGCAGGGGCAGAGAGGCAGCGAAGGAGUAGGCGAAGAUGAACUCACGUGACCGACAAUUUUGGACAGAAUUUCUGCUGCUCUACCGAUCGCUGCCCGCCGUGUGGAAGGUGCGUAGUCCGCAGUACAGCAGUCGGGCCAUGAAGACCGCCGGAUAUGAGCAGCUGGUGGGUAAGCUGCGCGAGGUGGAGCCGCAUGCCAAUCGCUCGCUGGUGGUCAAGAAGAUCAAUUCGUUUCGCACCAAUUUUCGGCGGGAUCAGCGCAAGCGAGAGCAGUGCAUCGAGGAGGGGCAGCCCUUUGAGUCCACUUUGUGGUACUUUGAACUGCUGGGGUUCCUCGCGGGGCAGGAGGAUGAUGCCGCUGUGCCAGUUCCAGGAGCAACCAGCGAUAGUGGAGCAGCAGCCUUGGAGUUGAAUGGCGAGGAGCUCUUCUAUCCCGCCUAUGAAAUAACUUCGCCCAAAAGGCGCCGCAGGCUCAUUAAAGAGGAAUCGCUGGCAUCUCCUGCUUCCUGUCCCUCGCCGGUGGCUACCAACUAUUCCUGCUCCACCUAUCAACAGAUCCCCGAGCGCAGAGCCUGUCCCAGCGAAACGGAGGCCUUGGCCCACACCUGGAGCAGUCAGUUCCAGGAGCUCUCGCAGCGUCAGCGAGUACUCGCUCGAAAGCUGAUCUCGGAUGUGCUCUACUACGGCUGCAUGGAGCAACUGCAGCCCAGCCAUGUCGAGCAGCUGCAGCAGAUGAUGGCGGAGGGAAGGCACACAAAUGCCUUGCCGCAGGUGGAAAAUGUUUCGGGUUCAACGGAUGUGGCGAGGGGGAAUUCAGAGGGUGGGGAUACUUGAAAGGUUGGGCCAUAAAUGGGAG
Drosophila guanche is the source of this 865-nucleotide messenger RNA. RefSeq lists its product as uncharacterized. NCBI's taxonomy places the organism in Eukaryota, Metazoa, Arthropoda, Insecta, Diptera, Drosophilidae. The record is from RefSeq and is a predicted model, not a curated record. Bases 46 to 843 code for a protein of 265 amino acids. The transcript is spliced from 2 exons.